CUCAUAAGGCCCCUGUAAUUUCUCACUGCAUAAACCCUAGGAAUAUUUCCAGUUUCCUUAAGUUGCAGCUGCUAGUUGGUGGAUGAGUGUUCGAAAUCUUUUUCAAAACUUUAGCUGGUGGGAUUAGCUCUUCAAACUUAGCAAUGUUGGACGAAAGCAAGUUUGACGUUGACCUGAAACUAUGGGCACUUAGAAUACCGCGCGAGCUGUGUAAGGUUGCCUCCCGAUUACUGAACGGAUAUAUUCUUGACAAGGCCCGUGUUAAACCAAUUACUGAAGACCCAACUUGUGAACAAAACCGUUACUUGAUAUUAUCGGAAAGGGUUCAAAAUUCUGAUUUAUCUGAUAUUCCUGAUUCAAAGCUUGAAGAACUCAGUAAGUUAUGCAAGAUUGAAGUAGUACCGUAUUCCAUGACACUUGGAUAUUCCUACUGGGACGCAGAUUAUGUAUUGAAGCAGAUUCUGCCCCGUGGUGUGGAGGUACCCACAUCUUUUGAAACCAUAGGUCACAUUGCCCAUCUUAAUAUUCACGAUGAAUUACUUCCUUUCAAGGAUGUUAUUGCGAAAGUCAUUUAUGAUAAAAAUUAUCCAAGAAUCAGAACUGUUGUUAAUAAAGUUGGAACUAUUACCAAUGAGUUUCGAGUACCAAAAUUUGAAAUUUUAGCUGGAGAAAAUAAUAUGGUUACAGAAGUGAAGCAGUAUGGGGCAACGUUCAAGCUAGAUUACAGUUUGGUCUAUUGGAAUUCAAGAUUGGAACAUGAACACCUUAGACUUGUGUCUCAGUUUCAGCCUGGGGAGACCAUAUGUGACAUGUUUGCUGGUAUUGGCCCUUUUGCUAUUCCAGCAGCACAGAAAGGAUGCAUUGUGUUUGCAAAUGAUUUAAAUCCAGUUAGCAUUCACUAUUUGAAGAUUAAUGCAACAGUCAACAAGGUUGAUGAUUUUGUUUGUGCAUAUAAUAUGGAUGCAAGGAAAUUUAUAUCUCAAAUGAUAGUAGCACCAGUGGGCAAAAUUAAUUUAGAAUCUGAUGUUUCCUUGCUCAAAGCUUCAAACAACUGUGGCAUACAGGCUAAUGAUGAAACAAGUGCCAAAAUUGCUGAGCUUGGAGUUGAGGUUAAAGAAGUACCUGGUAUUGUUAAAAAUGAUCUGGAGGGUGUAGAAAAGUAUUGUAGGAAGUCAGAUACACCUGGUACUGCAGCUAAGAGACCUUCUGAUGGUUGCUUGGAAGAAACUGGAAAUGACAAGAGUGCUUCUGUGCCUAUUGCUGGUGGGAGGAAAGGAAAGAAAAAUAAGAGGAUGAGAGGCUCUGAGUUGCCUAAUGCUAAGACAUGGGAGCAUGUUGAUCAUGUAAUAAUGAACCUUCCUGCUUCUGCUCUAAACUUUCUAGAUGCAUUUAAGGGCCUCAUCCAGAGGAAAUAUUGGAAAGGAUCUCUUCCUUGGAUUCAUUGCUAUUGUUUUAUGCGGGCAAAUGAAACUGAAGAAUUGAUAAUUUCAGAGGCAGAAUCUGCCUUAAAUGCCUCCAUAAAAGACCAUAUAUUUCAUAAGGUUAGGAAUGUUGCUCCAAACAAGGCGAUGUAUUGCUUGAGUUUUAGGCUGCCGGAAGCAUGCUUCAAUGAAGAUGCCACUCGUGAUCUUCAUUCUUCUGGUGAAGAAAUAGCCCCAGUUUGAACUCAAUUUUGAUUUGCCAUCAAUUUGGAGAGCUUGUUCUUAGUUUUGACAUAUUUCGUCGGUAACAUGGCACUGGUGCUUCCUGCUAUUUUUAACUAUGCAGAAUGGAAGCUUUAAAAGGAAUUGAUAGUACUUAAGCUGAUUUGAAUGUAACAUGAAUCUGAUUUAUAUCUUUUUAAAAAAAGUUUUUCCUUUAUUGUUU
Molecule: messenger RNA, 1866 nt
Organism: Pistacia vera
Lineage: Eukaryota; Viridiplantae; Streptophyta; Magnoliopsida; Sapindales; Anacardiaceae
Product: tRNA (guanine(37)-N1)-methyltransferase 2
Exons: 12
Coding region: 144-1664 (506 amino acids)
Biological process (GO): tRNA N1-guanine methylation
Cellular component (GO): cytoplasm
Source: RefSeq, a predicted model, not a curated record